UACAUUUUACAACUAUUUUAUGUAGCUCCACCCGAGGCUUCUCGACAGCGGGAGAAAUGAGUUGUUAUGGCGACCAACACACAAUGCUGUCCUCAGAUGAUGUGCUGCCCCCUCCUGGUGACUUCCAGGUCCUGUUGCUGACAUUAGAUUCUGUGUCUCUGAGCUGGAGUUCUCCUCAGGGGCUGACAGGACCACAGACAUUCAGAGUGACCUGGGGGUGUGACGGUGAAACAAGCUCAACAAGAGUGAAAGGUGGGCAUUAUCUUGAAAUAAGCAGUCUCAAACCUGGUGAAAAGUACCAGUUCAACAUGGCUACAGAGGGAGAAGAUGGAAGACAAAGCAGAUGGGUCUCAGCAUCCCUAUCCACAGUGGUCCCACCCAGAGAUUUAAAGAUAGACCAUUUGGAAGAGACCUCCUUCACUCUCCACUGGUCCAAGGCUGAAGGGAUGGAGAAAGUCCCACAGCGCUUCCUCAUAUCACACUGCAUCCCAGGAACAGACCCCCGUGCAGCCAAUACUGACCACUGCAACAAGACUUUCUCAAACCUGCAACCUGGCACAGAGUACACUGUUAGUGUUGCAACUGUGCUGAGCAAUGGGGAACAGAGUGAACCUGUCUCUACAACAAUCUGCACUAUACUUCCUGCUCCACACCAGCUGACUGUUGACUCAGUGGACACCACAUCAGCUGCUGUUAGCUGGAGCCAGCCACCAGGAUUGGACCAAACCCAACAUCAUUACCAGAUCUCCUACCACUGUCCAGGGACAGAACCACACAUCACUACCACGUCUUCACACAGCAUCACUCUCUCUGACCUGCAAUGUGGUACUCAGUACUCUGUCACUGUCUGCACUGUGCUGGAAAAUGGAAAGCAAAGUGAACUGGUGUCAACAACCUUCACCACAGUACUUCCUGCUCCAGACCAGCUGACUGUUGACUCAGUGGGCACCACAUCGGCUACUGUUAGCUGGAGCCAUCCACCAGGAUUGGACCAAACCCAACAUCAUUACCAGAUCUCCUACCACUGUCCAGGGACAGAACCACACAUCACCUCCACAUCUUCACCCAGCAUCACUCUUCCUGACCUGCAAUGUGUCACUCAGUACUCUGUCACUGUCUGCACUGUGCUGGAAAAUGGAAAGCAAAGUCAACUGGUGUCAACAAACCUUACCACAAUACAUUUUCAGUGGUGGAAGAGACCCUCCAGAGUUGCUGCAGUGUGUGUUCUACUGGCUGUCAUCAUAGGCCUGUGGGAUUCCUGGUCCUGUCCUGAAGGAUGGAGAAGGUUUGGCUGCAGAUGUUACUACCUCUCUACUGAGAAGAAAACCUGGAAUGAGAGCAGACAGGACUGUCUGGAGAGAGGAGCAGACCUGGUGAUCAUUAACAGUGAAGAGGAACAGACAUUCAUCAAUGGGUUUAAAUCAGUCAGUUAUGUCUGGAUUGGUCUGACUGAUUCUGUUACUGAGGGGACCUGGAAAUGGGUUGACGGCAACCCACUGACCACCCCAAGGUAUUGGUGGAGUGGAGAGCCUGGUGGUGGUACGUACCAGAACUGUGGGGAAAUCUAUUACAUAUCAUCAGGCCAAGGAGUAUGGAGGGAUUUGGGAUGUUCGUUUUCACAAGAAUGGAUCUGUGAGAAAUAGUUCUCAUAGUUACUUUCUCUGCACUGCUGAUUAAUGAACUCUCUACUGUAUGUUAAUGAUGGUCUGAAGACUGAUGGGAUUUGAUAGAAUGGUACUCUGAACUACAGGUAGGAGAGAAACGAACACAUGCACACAUUCAGACACACACACACGAAAACACUGAUCCCUCUUGGGCCAAGAGCUGACACUGAUUUCUGAAGUCGCAGGUUUGGCUACCGCGUCACGUGACCAGGAGCAACAUGACUGACUAAUGUCUGCUGCACAAGCUGACACGCAAUCAUGUAUUCAUACUGUGUGUCAAACAAUGUGUAUAAAUAGGGGUAUAACAUCUGGAAUCUACAAGGACAAGACACCUCUCUCACACCUCUACAUUUUAAAGGUCUACUCCUAAACUUGAAGAAAGAAAAACUGGUGUAAAUAUGACGUUGUGCCUUUUAAGACAGAGUGAAUGUUACUGUUUACAUUUGAACUCAUAUUUUGUUAACUUCCUCUCCGUGGAGGCAGCACCAGAAUGAAGGGUUGGAUCAUAAAUAAUCAUCAGUUAUCAAAACAGUGUCUAAGGUUUUGUUACUAAACUAACUGGGACUAAUCAUUGACUACAGUAGGACAGGUUGCAAUGCAGUGCAACAAACAAGUCACGACCCCUGAUGACCUUUAAUACAGGUAGUGAUUAGAUUCAACUGUUUUGAAAAGUAGAUAUUAUUUAGCAAGUGAAUCUAGUUGUUUAAUGGUUGUAUUAUAUUUCAGAGAGGGAGAGAGAGAAUCCCAAAUGAUACCCUAUCCCUUUGUAGUGCAUUCCUUUUGGUGAGUAGUGCACUAUAAAGGGAAUGGGGUGUCAUUUGGGAUUCUCUCACAGCCAGAGAGUUAGGCAGAAUACAGCUUACUCACGACUCACCGUGGCCAAAUGGAGGCCUGUUGAGACUCUUCAGUUGGCCAUCCCAAGAGCUGGGUGACAAAAUCACAACAAGGAAAACAAAAAGACUAUCCAAACCAAACCAACCUGGUUGGGAGGCUACUUUCAUAUAGCUUCUCUGAUCAGUAAUCACCUGUCAAUCAUCCACACCUGAGAGCAACAGGGUUGGGGUCAAUUCCAUUUCAAAAAGGAAACACCACGUGUAUGUUUAACCAUUUCUUAGAAAAGAUUACAAUGUUCAUACAAAUAUUUACACAUGUUAAGUUUGCUUAUGAGCAGUUUAUGAGCAGUUUGGGUGCGACCGCAGCAUGUGAUCUCCUGUGUUUACAAUCGGCAGGCAUUUAGCUAUGUGGGAAUUGCAGGGAGGAACAGAGAAUGGUGGCGAUAUCAGCUCUCUUCAUCUGCACAGAUGAGCUAAAUUACUUUUUACAACUGUUCCUCUGCCCUGUUUCUGCACAUCUGUUAACUGUCACAUAGAUAAGAGGAUGUCCUUUCUACAAUAGGAGAGAGCCAACUCUGUUCGUUGGGCUUUCCAACUCUGAACUAUUUCAGUGAUUGUUGAUUGCUCCAUGUUUUUGUAAAUCUUAUAAUAAAGUUGCUG
This is a messenger RNA of Salvelinus namaycush (lake trout), 3157 nucleotides long. RefSeq names its product fibronectin-like. Bases 57 to 1643 code for a protein of 528 amino acids. NCBI's taxonomy places the organism in Eukaryota, Metazoa, Chordata, Actinopteri, Salmoniformes, Salmonidae. The transcript has 10 exons. The record is from RefSeq and is a predicted model, not a curated record. Gene Ontology annotation, molecular function: protein binding.